Molecule: messenger RNA, 918 nt
Organism: Topomyia yanbarensis
Lineage: Eukaryota; Metazoa; Arthropoda; Insecta; Diptera; Culicidae
Exons: 1
Coding region: 1-918 (305 amino acids)
Molecular function (GO): nucleic acid binding
Source: RefSeq, a predicted model, not a curated record
AUGUCUCAACUUUUCGAUCCUUUGGGCCUCGUCGGACCAGUAGUCGUCAGUGUCAAAAUGUUCGUUCAGCCGUUGUGGCAGGAGAAUCUGAAUUGGGACGAUGAGCUUCCGAAUAAGUUACAAUCCUGGUGGCUGUCCUUCCGAGCAUCCAUUGGACUCAUACAAAAUCUUCGUGUGCCUAGAUGGGUUCUAGGCUCUCCUUCUGAUUGCUACGAUCUUCAUUGCUUCACGGAUGCUUCUGAGAAGGGAUACGGGUGCUGCAUUUACAUCGUUUCAACUGCCGGUAGUACAAAAGCAAGCCACCUUCUUAUCGCCAAGUCUCGUGUAGCUCCAGCAGGUGGGCUCAGCAUUUCACGUUUGGAACUGUGUGCUGUUGUCCUGGGAAGCCAAUUAGCUGAUAGUGUUCUCAGUUCGACUAAAUUUACCGGAAAGGUGACGUUUUGGACAGAUUCCACCAUUGUCCUUCACUGGAUAACUUCCCCACCUUCUACAUGGAAGGUAUUCGUGUCAAACCGCAUCGCCGGAAUUCAACGGCUUACUAAGAACUUCCAGGGGCAUCACAUCCCUACCACAGACAAUCCAGCAGAUCGAAUAUCAAGAGGAGCAGAGCCCCAGCAGCUACUGCAGGAUAUUCUUUGGUGGAGUGGACCACCUUGCCUAUUACUUUCAGCGGAAGAUUGGCCAGAUUCAUUUUUCGCAUUGUCACCAUCUAUGAUUGAGCAGCAAGUGACCGAACGCAAGUCAACCGUGGCCCUUCAUGUGCAUUCUCCUGAUGAUUCACUGAUCCAUGCAUAUUCAGAACUUGCUCCCCUGCUGAGGAUUACAGCUUACUGCAAGCGAUUCGCAUCCAACUGUAGAGCUGCCAAACAAGAUCGUAAUUCAGAAAAGACACGCUACACGAAUACGAUAAUGCUCUAA